GAAAUGAGUCGCGAGCAGGAGGAAGGAGGAGCUGCGGCCACUUACCGUGGAAUUCGCAAGCGGAAGUGGGGGAAGUGGGUUUCCGAAAUCCGUGAACCGGGGAAGAAAACCCGAAUUUGGUUGGGAAGCUUCGAAUCCCCAGAAAUGGCGGCGACCGCUCACGACGUCGCGGCCCUCUGGCUCCGCGGCCGAGACGCCCGCCUCAACUUCCCCGAUACGGUUCACGACCUCCCUCGCCCGGCCAGCUCCCGGCCCAGCGACAUUCGGUCCGCCGCGGCUGAGGCGGCGAAGCGGAUCCGGUUCAGGCCCGAGCCGCUUCGGCCUGAUCGGUUCUCCACCGGAUUGUGGACCGGAAACUGGGGGCUGGACUCUCCCGGGAUGUGGAGGGAGCUGGAAGAGGCGCUGUUUCCGCCGCCUCCACCGGCGGCGGCGGCGGCUGCAUUCGAGGAGAUUGAUGGGAGGCUUUGGGAGUGGGGCCCGUUGCUGUCAAGUUUGGAUUAA
Dendrobium catenatum is the source of this 501-nucleotide messenger RNA. RefSeq names its product ethylene-responsive transcription factor ERF021. Gene Ontology annotation, biological process: regulation of DNA-templated transcription. The record is from RefSeq and is a predicted model, not a curated record. NCBI's taxonomy places the organism in Eukaryota, Viridiplantae, Streptophyta, Magnoliopsida, Asparagales, Orchidaceae. The transcript has a single exon. Gene Ontology annotation, molecular function: DNA binding; DNA-binding transcription factor activity. Bases 4 to 501 code for a protein of 165 amino acids.